CAACCCGAAAUUUCGUGCCUCUCUGGUUGUUAGUAGCGAAUCGGCUCUGUGAUGCAUAUCCCCUCCGAUAUACGACAUUUUAAUUAUACGUGAUCUUGAAAGCCCUCAAUAACAAGUCGAAGUUAGCUUUUCUGAAGCCGGCACAGGCCCACGCGAAUUUGGGCAUCGUUGCGCUGGGCAGGUUGGAUAAGUCACGGCUGGGUUAUAGGCGGAUAUAAGACAAGGACGUCGUGAUGGUUCACUCAAGGCUCUUACGGCCACUCGUGGUCGUCUCUGGCUUGACUUCGUUAUCCCUCGCCGCUUUCCAACAAGUUAGCAACGACCAAUGCAACUGCUUCCUCACAAAUGGAAGCAGGGCAGAUUACUUCACGAGCCAUAAAUUCUUUGACUAUCGGGAGAAAUCUGAGUAUGCUACAGUACCAGCCCUCAUCGGUGAUCCCGAUGAUAGUAGCGAAGCCGACCCAGCUAGCGACUAUUUCUCCUCCAAUGAAUGGAUUGAUAAUUGGACUUUACAAAAUUGGGAUAACAAAGCUUCACUAUCCAACGGUGUGAGCGAUGCGACGACCCUAAUGGUUAAUUCACCCAACAAUGUCUAUCUUGAGAAGAAUAACGAUCCGGAUGCCGACUCAAGUACAUUCCUAACAAUGAGAACAGCGCGCUUAGAAGACUUUCAGACGGCAUCCGAGUUUGAGUCCACGGUUCGAAACUAUCAUUUCUUGUCGGCCAGAAUGUAUGCGAGGACGAUUGGUGCGCCAGGUGCGGUAACCGCAAUAUUUACCUACAGAGAUAUGGCCAACACUACCGAUCCCACCAAGGUCCAGGAAUCAGAUCUAGAAAUCCGAACAAUCGAUCCUCCUGAUCAUGUCCAAUACACAAACCAGCCGUCAUAUACUUCUAUGGGCCUCGAUGUACAGGAAGCCACCCGGAACGUUACGAUCCCGAAGAAGAGAGACUGGACAAACUGGGCGGUGUAUCGGAUGGAUUGGAGCCCGGGAGCUACGACUUGGUACAUUAACGGUGACGAAGUCGCCUCGAUCUCCUUCCAGGCACCCCGCGAUCCUAGUCUUCUCAUUCUUAACUCGUGGUCAGACGGCGGAUCCUGGUCAGGAAAUAUGAGUGUGGGGAAGGAGGCUUACCUUCAGAUCCAAUGGAUUGAACUCGUCUACAACGCGACCGGUCCUUCAACAUCGAAGAGAGACGACCAGUCCUGUGUUAACAUCUGCAGCAUCGACGAGACGGAAAAGAUAGGUGCCCCAGUGCUACUACAAGGCAGUGCUUCAAGCCUCCUGGGGCAGAUGGGAAGUUUUGCCGGUCUGGUCUCGUGGGUCUCUGUAUUAUCUACGGUUAUAGCUUUCUGGUAGAUGUCAUCUGGAAUAGGGGGUUAAAAAAAAACAUCGGGCCUUGAGAAUGUCUCUAUUAGUAUACUGGAGAUAUCAUUCGCUCUUAAAGUAUAGAACUCUAAUGACUUAUUACUCGUCAAAAUACACAGCGAAUGUUCACAGCUCUCCUCUCGGAACGGCAAUUCCUAAAUAAUCUAAGAUCCUAAUUUCCUG
This is a messenger RNA of Daldinia decipiens, 1553 nucleotides long. Its product is annotated as glycoside hydrolase family 16 protein. Gene Ontology annotation, molecular function: hydrolase activity, hydrolyzing O-glycosyl compounds. The record is from RefSeq and is a predicted model, not a curated record. The coding region runs from base 234 to 1361 and encodes 375 amino acids. The transcript is spliced from 2 exons. Gene Ontology annotation, biological process: carbohydrate metabolic process. Lineage: Eukaryota; Fungi; Ascomycota; Sordariomycetes; Xylariales; Hypoxylaceae.